Messenger RNA from Sus scrofa (pig), 3465 nucleotides. Lineage: Eukaryota; Metazoa; Chordata; Mammalia; Artiodactyla; Suidae. The record is from RefSeq and is a predicted model, not a curated record.
CAAGUGACGCCUAAGUCGGCCUCCAGGGUGGGCUCCGCGAUUCUGGACACCCGCGCGGGAGCCAACUGUGACCAUGGGCCUGGGCGCCAGCGCCGAGCAGCCCGUGGGCGGCACUGAGGGCUUCCACCUGCACGGGAUGUGGUGCCAUCAGGAGGUUUUAAAUGGAGGUGUGACAUUAACUAUUUAACGUUUUGAAAACCGAAGAGCAAGUGUGCUGCCUUCUCUGCAUUUGGGGGUUCCCACUGUGUGCCAGGCACAGCGAAGUCGCUGCCUUCAGCAAGCUCACAGCAGUGGAGGAUUCACCAGGAAAUGUUGCAGGGCAGCGGGCAGGAGCGGGCUGUACAGGAGAACUCCCCAGCCCAGCGGGCAGGCCUGGAGCCCUACUUUGACUUCAUCAUCACCAUUGGGCACUCGCGGCUGAACAAGGAGAAUGACACGCUCAAGGCCCUGCUGAAGGCCAAUGUGGAGAAGCCGGUGAAGCUGGAAGUGUUCAACAUGAAGACCAUGAAGGUGCGAGAGGUGGAAGUGGUGCCCAGCAACAUGUGGGGCGGCCAGGGCCUGCUGGGAGCCAGUGUGCGCUUUUGCAGCUUCCGCAGGGCCAGCGAGCAUGUGUGGCAUGUACUGGAUGUGGAACCCUCUUCGCCUGCCUCCCUUGCUGGCCUGUGCCCCUACACGGACUACGUGGUUGGCUCAGACCAGAUCCUCCAGGAGUCGGAGGACUUCUUCUCACUCAUCGAGUCCCACGAGGGGAAGCCCUUGAAGCUGAUGGUUUAUAAUUCGGAGUCCGACUCCUGCCGGGAGGUGACUGUCACUCCCAAUGCAGCCUGGGGUGGAGAGGGCAGUCUGGGCUGUGGUAUUGGCUAUGGGUAUCUGCACCGAAUCCCAACCCAACCCCCAAGUCACCACAAGAAGCCACUUGGUGUCCCGCCACCUAGCACCCCACCACCUGGUACCCCACCACCUGGUACCCUGCUGCCUGGACCCAACCCCCAGGACUCUCCUGCCCCUCCUGGCCUGGAGACAGGCUCAAGGCAGGGUGACUAUGUGGAGGCCCUGUUGCAGGCACCUGGCUCCUUCCCAGAGGAACAGCUUCCUGGGCCUGAGAGUCCUGACCACAGCACUUCAGGCCUUGGCGACUUUCCCUGUUCCAUGGAGAUUCCUCUCCAGCCUCCGCCCCCACUGCAGCGAGUCAUGGACCCAGGCUUCCUGGACGUGUCUGGCAUCUCCCUCUUGGACAGCAGCAAUGCCAGUGUCUGGCCCAACCUGCCCUCCUCCACGGAGCUGACCUCCACGGAGCUGACCUCUACAGCGGUCUCAGCCUCAGGGCCAGAGGACAUCUGCUCUAGUGGCAGUUCUCAUGAGCGUGGUGGUGAGGCCACAUGGUCUGGGUCAGAGUUUGAGGUCUCCUUCCCAGACAGCCCAGGCACCCAGGCCCAGCCGGACCACCUGCCUCAGCUGACACUUCCUGAUAGCCUCACCUCAGCAGCCUCACCAGAAGACGGGCUGUCUGCCGAGCUGCUCGAAGCUCAGGCUGAGGAGGAGCCAGCAAGCACAGAGAGCCCAGAUUUUGGGGCAGAGGCCGAGAGGGCAGCGAGCCAGGCCCAGCCCUCCACCCCCAAAUAACACCCUGGGCUAUGUCAAGGCCCUUUGAUGGCAUUUCACGAGGCCCAGGAAUGGGGAAGCAGCUCAGGCCACACCCUGUGGCCCAGCUGCCUGUGUUAUGCUUCCUAGGCUGCACCUCCAAGUGCUGUGCAGGGGAGGGUUUUGUGUCCACUCAGACCCUACUGGUCUCUAAGAGAUGACCUCCCAGCACUCAUUCUGCCUGAUGGUCCUGGCUUUGAGGAAUUGGGCUCUUGUUUGAGAAUCUCAAACAGGUACUUCUGUGGUGGUAGGGGGCUGGGAGCAGCGCCCAGAAUAAGUAUGUUUUCCAGGAGCUGGGGUAGGAGAGAAAAGGAUUCUUUGCUGCUUGGGUGGCGCAUGGCACCUCAGUGGAUAGAGUAAGAGGAGGCCAUGGGCCUUGGGCAAGGGUAUCAUUUGGCCCUCAGAUCUAUUUCUUGCUCCUCCUCUGGUCACUAUAGCUGCACAGGAGGUAGCAGGGUCCAAGCACCAUUAGGUGUGAAGAUGGGGUGACAGAGGAAGGGGUUGGUGUGGAGUGUUUGCCUCAUUCCUCUGUGGGGCUUGCCUUGAUUCUUCCUGCACAGCUCAGACAGCCCUAUUUAUAAUGGAAGCCCCUCUAAGCCUUGGGGACUCCUACCACCCCAACUACUGUCUCACUCUGCUACACUACACAGUGGCUCAGGCUGACCACAUAUGCCAGUCAUGGUUGGAGGAGAGGCAGUGAACUUGCCCACCUCUCCUGAGGGAGGAGGGUUGGGAAUUCUAAGCCCUUCAGCAAAGACUCACCUACCCUUGGACCACGAUGCUUCUUCUCUUCUACACCCCACAGAAUUAGUGCCCCUAGUUGUGACUCCUGUCAGCAUAUAGACUUUUACAACCAUCUCUUCUAAACACACGAGUCAUCCAACCAGCCUCAGUGGUAAAUAAAAGCUACAAAUUUAAGUUCACCAUCCUAAGCAAACUCUCAAAGCUGGUCCUCCUGACUGGAUCUCUUUACACACAGUUCCCACCCCAAAGGGGAAUGAGGGGCCUAGAUAAGAGUAAGGGCCCUUCUUUCUCAUAGUGUGGGAGGGGGCUGUGCUCCUCACCUCCAGGGCGUUGAGGGGCUAAGACUAGGUUGGGUCUUCUCUUCUGCCUGGUUCCUUCAUGAAGAGGGCUCCCUCCAGGGAAGGCCCCUCAUCACUUCAAGGCCUCUCUUCUUUGGCUAGAGUCCCCCACCUUCCCACAGCCCUUGCAGCCUCUGGCCUGGCUUUCCAGCCUAAGCCCAGUUGAAAAUCCCACUUUCACCACUUGCUUUGGAAUGUCUGCACUUAUAGGGAACCGUUGCUCAGAGGACUGCUCGGAGUGGGGGAGGGGGGCCCACAGAGACCAAGUAUAUGGAGGGAGGGCCCCAAAUUAGUAAACAUUUCAUGUUUCUAGCACCGUGACUGCUUUUAAAAAGCAAGCCUUUGUCAGGUCUACCAGAGCAGCUGAUAAGCCUGCAGAACAGGGAGGCAUUGUGUCCAAAGCCAAUGCCAGAGCCUGGUUCCUAAAUUGUCUGGGAGCCCAGUAUCCGCCUACAGGAAUCUAGGAAGUAGAACAGAAUCACCAUGGGCCUGUUCUGAGACCAGCUUCCCUUCACUAUAGCCUGGCAGUCUGACCUGGAGUCACCCUCAACCAAGGGACCUGGUUUUCCCUUCCUCGUUGUUACACCCCCCCCCUAAACUGGGGAGGUUAAAAUGGGUAUCAAUGCUAAUUAUUUCCAGGGUAAACACAAAACCAGAAGUUUCUUACUUUCUCUGUAGCCUGCUAUGAAGGAAAAUGACAAGUGAAAAAAAUAAAUGUGUACUACACUUUGAAAUAUUUUAA